This is a messenger RNA of Aspergillus glaucus CBS 516.65, 879 nucleotides long. RefSeq lists its product as uncharacterized. The record is from RefSeq and is a predicted model, not a curated record. NCBI's taxonomy places the organism in Eukaryota, Fungi, Ascomycota, Eurotiomycetes, Eurotiales, Aspergillaceae. The coding region runs from base 1 to 879 and encodes 292 amino acids. The transcript has 2 exons.
AUGGCUAACGACCAACCAGGAAUUUCUCCCUAUUUGACAGAACUCAUAACCAUCCAGUUCAAGGAGAAACGAAAUGCCUAUCCAGUACCUCGACAAGUCCUCAAACGUUUUGAGAUUUUUUCGAGAUACUUUGAAAAGUACAAAGACGCCUCAGAUGUUUAUAUGGACAUUGCCGAGGAAGACAUCGGCCACACCAUAAUCCACUGGCUUUAUACCGGCCAGUAUCAAACGCUCCCCGAUCCAUCUCUACCGUCUCAGGGAACUGCGAGACGAGAGCUAGAGUACAAGCGGAGUAUGCAUGUCUACUGUGUGGCAGACGCAUACGGACUGGGUGAGCUGGAAUGGCUUGCGAAACAACAGAUACGGCUUCAUGAAGGCUGUGUUGAUAUUUAUCAGAUCCUUGCUAUUGCUAGGGAGGUGCUUCCCAUUUUUAAGGGACGGAUGGAUCUCUCGAGUUGGUAUCUUGCGUAUCUGAGGGGAAAUCUAAUGUUUGCGUUCAAAAUCGACAGAAAUUGUUUUAAGAGGGAUGAGUUCUUUGAAUGCUUGGGACAGAUUCCGGAGCUUGACAAGUUCGUGCUAAAGAGCGUGAUAGAGCUACAUUCGUCUGAGAUCUCUGAGCUCGAAGACACUAUGAGGUUUGUGAAGGACGUUGAGGCGGAGAAUGUGGAUGAUAGUGAUGAGACUGUUCAUGAAGAUGAAUGCUCUACAGAUCCACCAGUUCAAAAUGAUAUAGUGUGGGCUGAGCCUGAGGUAUCCAAAGAAUUAGCGCCUGACUAUGAAGUCUCAUCGACAAACCCUGAAACACCACCAAGUGAUUCUGAAAAAUCGUGGAGUGAUCUGGAAUCCUUGAGCAGUGAGAUUGAUUGUGUCGAUUAUUGA